Messenger RNA from Cyprinus carpio (common carp), 7042 nucleotides. RefSeq names its product protein Shroom3-like. Lineage: Eukaryota; Metazoa; Chordata; Actinopteri; Cypriniformes; Cyprinidae. The transcript has 12 exons. Bases 690 to 5987 code for a protein of 1765 amino acids. The record is from RefSeq and is a predicted model, not a curated record. Gene Ontology annotation, molecular function: actin filament binding. Gene Ontology annotation, biological process: actin filament organization. Gene Ontology annotation, cellular component: cortical actin cytoskeleton; adherens junction; apical plasma membrane.
GCUAUUGUAUUAUUUGACUGUGCUAGAGCGGUUUGCACGGUUCGCGCAUGCGCGUCACCAUUCCGAUGAACUGUGGAGUUAGGUGGGUGGGGGGGGUCGACCACAGACUCCCUCAUCCAUGGCUGCGGAGAGUUUCAGCGCAUCAGCAAGAAAAGAAACCCUGAAAACUAUUUAUUUUAAAAGGUGAACCGCGGGUUCGCACUGUUUCGUUGAUUUUGGAAGCUCGCGCAGAAACUUUUUCCUUCCUGACAGGAAUCCGCGCGCCCGCCGCUCGCGCUUUCCACGGACGCAGUGAAAUGAAUCAAAUGCUAUUGUGAUGUAAAAAUGAAGUCGGAAGCGAGCAAGGGCUGACAAACGGAGUUUAAAAGUGAGACCACUGCCCAGAAAAGUGGUACACGAAAUCAGAUUUGACUGCUUAUUUGCAAAUGUAAAUUUUUUUGAAAGGUUGGAAAAGUUGUGGUCGUUUCUUCAAUCUGACUGGCAGGUAGGGAUGUAAGGUAGGUGCUAGAAACAAGAAUCGGGAUUGUUAUAUUACACUGCGAUCCUGAAUGAAGUAAUUCGAGGAAAUGACCCAUCAUAUCAUUAAAUCUCCGACUGAGAAGAAACAUCCUUGGACGGAGUUUGUUGGCUGACUGAGUAACUUACUUUAAGGGACGACCUCGUCCAAUCUUUUCCCCAACAUUACAGCGAUGGAUAAUAGUUUUCCAGGCAGCAACAGUGCCGUGAUCCAAAAGGGAAAGUUGGUGUUCGUCGAGGCUCAAUUGCAGGGUGGAGCGCCCUGGGGUUUCACGCUCAAAGGUGGGCUUGAACACGACGAGCCGUUAAUCAUAUCGAAGGUAGAGGAGGGCGGGAAGGCAUCUCAGUUGCAGCACCCCCUGCAGGCCGGAGACGAGGUGGUCGUCAUUAACGAGGUGGAGUUGAGCGGGUGGAGGCAAGAGGCCAUAUCUCUUGUUAAAGGAUCGUACAAAACACUGCGGCUCACUGUGCGAAGAGAGUUCUGUUCUGACCCGCGUCCUCUCAGUCCUUCCAGAGACUGCAGAUGCAGUGGAGUCAAACUUCGCAUCAAAAACAGACGGAGUGAGCUUGGAUCUCGACCUCAUUCCUGGCAUUCUACGAAGCUGGGCGAGGGCCCUCAGGACUCAGAUAGCAUGAUGCACGUCACCCAGGGUGGUGUGGGAGCCCCCUGGCACCAGAGCUACCACUCCAGUGCCUCAACCACAGACCUAUCGGGAUUUGAGACAGGAUUCCUUAGGAAGAGCCCAGAUCAGUACAGUUCCCGGGGCAGCAUGGAGAGCCUAGACCACACUCACCCAGCCUACAGCUCCUGCUAUCAACUAUCAUCAUCCAAAUCCUCCAGUAGCAUUGAUCAUCUGCACAGCAAGCGGGAUUCUGCAUACAGUUCCUUCUCGACCAGCUCCAGUAUCCCAGAGUAUCUUGCGGCUGCACCAUCGUUUAACAAGGAGAGGUCAUAUUCCAUGGAGAACGUUCCACAGAGAGAAGGGAUGCACCAGGCUGAUAUACGCUACAUACGCACGGUGUACGACCCCCAACAGGGUGUGUCUGAAGAGCAUGAGAUAAGUUCUGCAGCCCUUAUGAAAUCCAGUGACAGCAGAGCACAAUCUAGAAGUGGGAAUGUCUCAGGCCAGAUCUGUCAUCGUGGCAGCAGUAGUAGUGGAAGCAGUGGGAGUAGCGGAAGCACCUCCAGCUCACAACGCCACAGUGUUGGGCCAGUCUGGGAUCCAGCGCACAACCGGCACUCCUAUGAGAACCUAAAGGGGGCUCCAGCCCCUCCAUUACGCAGUGACAGCUAUGCAGCAUUUCGCAAUCAUGAGCGCCCCAACUCCUGGUCGAGUCUUGAACAUGCUCGGUCGCAGCGGGCACUUCACAAGGGUUCCUGGCAUCACUCGAGUGGUUCUGUGGCAACAGGAAAGUCCUCGUUUGGUGCUGAAGGUCAGUUGCACACAGUCAUAGAAAAAAGCCCCGAAAGUAGCCCAACCACCAAACCUAAACAGGGUUUUCCUCAGGCUGCGCAACCCGGUCGCCUCAUGUUACCCACUAGCAUCUACCCUGUUCCACCUCCUGAGCCUCAUUUUGCACAAAUUCCAACCAGCAACCCAAGCUCUGGAAGUGUAUACCCAGCACUGGCCAAGGAGAGCAACCACAGCAAUCACUGUGACCACUUGGGUGGACCAGUGAAAGAGGACAGUGACACCAUUGAAAACGGAUACCAAAGCAAUGCUCCUAGCUCAAACCCUGUCCAAACUCUUGUUUCCGCACAACCAAAGCUCUCCGAUAGAGUACAAGAUGACACUCAAGUCAAACCUGUUUUUUAUCGGCCUCAUUCGCACCCACAAAUGCAGAAAACACAUGCACCAUAUGUACCCCAGGAAAGGAGGGACCCUUACACCCCUGUGCAACCAAGAGGAGAGAAACCAAAGUUCUCUCUUGGUAUGGAGGAUUACGACAACUACAGGCCACCUCAAGAUGAAGAACAAAAUAAAUGCAAAGAGCAAAGCAUCCAUCCAGACCCAGUUUACACUGGGAAAGUUUCACAGGCACAAGUUGCUCAAACAUACAGAGGAAACUUAAUGCAAACUCAAGGAAGUGACCGCAUGGUCAAACAUUCAAGGCAUUACAGUGACUCUAGUGCUCUCCAGGAGAGAGGUCAAGACCUGGAUCACCCCCUGACCAGACUGGAAAAUGCACUUGCUGAGGUUCAACGAUGCGCCAGUCCUGAGAGUACAACUAGCCAAUCCAGUUUCCAAAGUGAGCGUAGCAUGUCCGUGCUGGAGAAAGUAAAUCGUUUUGAGAAACAGCAAGUCAAACCUCGCAGUCAUAGCAGCCUCUCCCACCAUGGUUCUACGAAUCAUCCAAGCCAAACGCCACGACCUUCCAGUGCCAAGAGCUCCUUCUCUGGUGUAGACGAUGUGCACAACAUGUUGGAGAGAAGCAACAGCUCGGUUCCUCAUGGGAGAACUCAAAGUACUUUUAGCAUGGCAAGUUAUGAUGGUCACAUGGAUGUGCAUCAAGAUUUCCUAACAAGACGUGGGAGUAGUGAUCACGUCCAACAUCGACAGCAACAACAGCCUGUUGUUGCCCAUAAGACCUGUCUUCAAAGAAGUAAGAGCACCUUUCAGCUUGGUGAGGGGAAUGGAAAAGACAUCCAUGGGAAAGGUGACAUUCAUGACAUCUUGGGCACCAUCCAAGACACAUCUUUUAACAGAGCAUAUAGAGACAGCAUUAAAGAUGUCCAGUCUAUUGUUCUGAGGUCAACUUCCUUCAGAAGACGUGACCUUAGUGGUAAUCCUCCACCAGUGCCAGUUAAACAAAUGUCUCUAGAACGAAAAGGACCCAGUACAAGUCCAAAACCAGCAACAACAUCCCCACACACUCCAAAGGAACGUCAUGUUGUUCCUGUUGAAGCACCAAACAGAGCCUCUCCUCCUGACCUCCCCAGUGUCCCAGCUGUUGGACCCCCAGUUAUGCGGAUCUGUGGACGCAAACGAUUCACAAUGGAGCAAAAGAAGCGAUCGUAUUCUGAGCCUGAAAACAUGCAUGAAGUUGGAGUGUUGACUCAGGAAACCAAUCAGGCUGACAGGAAGGUUCAACAGCAGUUUCUGGCAAGUGAGACGAGUGUGGCGAACAGACGCAGGAUUUUCGAGCAGGUGGCGAUUCGUAAAACUGACCCCAGAUUUUUCUCCUCCAAGCCUGAUUUGAAGCAAGUGCAACAAGAUGCACUUGUUGAGUAUAUGGAGCGCAAAACAGGUAGAAGAGUAGACGGACGUCCAAACCGCCCACAUAGCGCUUAUCUACAAUCCGCUUCUUCCUCUUCUGCUGACUCGCGAAGCCUCAUCUCCACCCCAAGUAUGAGCUCUUUGCAAGAGCCAGCAUGUGAUGGCCUCACUGGUGGUACACGUAAAUCCUCCACCCUUCCAGCUGGAAUGCAAAGCUCCUUUUACCCCCUUAGAGGAAGCCAAAACCACACACGGCCUGAGGUUUUUGGCCAGCAGUCAGAAGGCACAAAUCCUGAAUUUCACAAAUCAGGCCCAGUCCUGACUAGACCUACCCUUCCGCAGCACUUGGAAGCCACUUUUGAGAGAGUUACCUCUGCCAGAAGCUCAGGGAGGUCAGCUUCAGCUGAGGAUUUGCUGGACCGUAGUGAAGAACAUCCCAUUUCUCAGCACUUUCGAUCCAAGUCAUCUCCUGUGGAGAACUUUAGUCAGGACUUCUUAGCCAGUCAGUUGUUGAGAGUUUCCUCCAAGGAAUCCUUUGAAAACAGGGUGUUGGCGAACAUGGGACACAAACUGCCAUCAAGUUCAGCACGUAUGGAGAGGAGUUACCAGCUGAACCAGGGUCCUGUCCAGCAAAACGCACCUGUGUUGAGGCGUGAGUGUGAUGGUUCUUGUGUUGUGGCUGCGUCUGUGGGACUGCCUUGCCCUUUCACCUCUCCAAGCACUGCUCCCAGCCUCAACUGGCAUAAUGGAGACAGACUGUAUCAGCCCAACCUGGACUCUAUUGCAUUUCCCGAAACUGGCCCACAUAGUCAGAAGAGUCCACUGGGAAUGCUGCGGCAAAACUCCAGCGACACCAGCACUUCUGAAGACACCCUGAAGGACUUCCCGUGUCCGGUGGCCACGCCAUCACCUCCACACCCAGAGGUCACGGGGUCACAACUUAAUUCAAGGCCGCAAAUCCUUCCCAAGAGCCCAGUUUCCCCAACAAAGCCACUUCUCUCUCAUCAGAUCUCAUAUUCUAACCUUGUAGAUGUUCAGAGUAUAGCUGUGUCUCAAGAUGAUGAUGAAGUGUUUUUUGUGCCUCCACCAUCACCACCGCCUGCACCACUGCCCAUCAGAGAGACAGAGAUUAUGGAGGACUUCCCGCCACCUCCACCCCCAGUCGAGGAGAACGUGGAAGUGUCUUUACAGCAUCCGGGACCAUUACAGCCCAUCAGCAACCGUGAGAGCCUGACUGACGCAACAGCCCAUCCAGAGCCUGAGCGACCAUCAAACGACCGCACGACUCCAUCGGUGAGCCCCGGCAACACCGGCGCUGCCUCUCAACCCCAGUCUGAGAUACUGGGACCAGACUACCAUCUGCUGUCCAGACGAGAGCGGACACAAGCCGAGCUGCUCGUGGAGACUUUAGCCCGAGAGCUGGUGAGCCACGACAAAUCCCUCACCUCGCUCCUGGACACCUGGGCGGGUAAAACCACCCUGGAUCUGAUGGAGGACAUCUUCCCAUCACACAGCAGCCGUCUGAGUGACAGGGCUCAAGAUGGUCCAGAUACUCCCUCUCAGACUGCUCCAAGAAAAAUGGAAACCAACCUGGAUGAUGAAGAAGAUUACGUGAAUCAGAAAAAGGGGGAGCUGUUGCAGGCGCUGCAGGUGAGCAUGCGGUCGCUGCAGGAGGAGAGAGAAGGGCUCUCGGAGCAGCAGAAGCGCUUCAUGGCUCUGGGCGAGAGCAUGGAGGCUUUAGUUCAGCAGCGCUGCAAAUCCAACGAGAAAGAGAAGUACCGCAUGUUCGUCGGAGACCUGGAGAAGAUCGUCAACCUGCUGCUGUCACUGAGCGCUCGACUCGCCCGCGUGGAAAACGCUCUCAGCACGCUGGACGACGACGACGACGACGCUGCGGAGGAGAGGGAAUCGCUGCAGCUGAAGAGGAAGCAGUUGUGCAGUCAACAGGAAGACGCUCGCGAGCUGAAGGAAAACCUGGACCGGCGCGAGCGAGUGGUUCUGGACAUUCUGGCGGGUUACCUGAGCGGCCCGCAGCUGCGCGACUAUCAGCGUUACAUCCGCAUCAAACCUGCCCUUCUGAUUCGCCAGCGCCACCUGGACGAGCUCAUACGGCAGGGGGAGGAGCAAGUGCAGAGACUGGAGGAGACCCUCCCCCCUGAGUCCCGCCCACAGAACACUGACUCCGCCCCCCAAACGCCACAUUGUUCAAACUCCACCCACUUGCCACGUCCCACAACUGUGACCUCACUCUGACUCCGCCCAUCAUAGAAUGACAUCACUUACAGCUGAGGACGAAUCAGAAUCAACGCAAUGCACACUGACAAGUGCCUUAAAUGAAGGAGACUAUUUCUGACUUUUUAAAGUACGGAAGACCAUAACUGUGGUUUAUCUACACUAAACAAUUUCACAGUGCAUUUACACUACAUACUUUCGUGUAUAGCACAACACUGAAGCACAAUGCUAAUACAAAGGCACAAAAUGCCUCGUUGUGAUUGGCCGAAACACAAAUAAUUUCCAGCCCUGAGCACUUUGGAACACUUGAACCACUAUGACGUCACAAAGACAAGAAACUGUUAAACACGCGAACACUUUCGGUCUAUUUGAAAUUCCUGUUGUCGAUAAAAGCGACGGCUGAUUAUUUAUGGUUUUACGUGGUUUAGAAACUAUUUCGUACUCUGUACGUUGCUGUACAUACUCAAUCCCCUCGUGAUUUUAAAAUGUAGAUGGUUAAAGCAGAAUAGAUACUGUAUUUUUGUAAGCAAAUGACUAGCGAGGGUGUUUUUGGGCGGCUUUAACAGGUGCUAUUAUAUCUAAAUCAGCAAAAAUAAUGAUGGUUCAUCAGCACUUGAACACAAUAUCAGUACUUGGUUUUGAUAGUGAUUAGGAUGCGACAAUUCCGUUAAAACUGAAUAUUAUUCACAACUCGGCUGCAUGCAGGGUGUUUUCUUCUUCUUGGUUUGAUCACAAUGCACAUGCCCAAACUAUUUUGCCAGUAUAUUUUAUUUUAUUUGAAUUUGUGGCUGUAUUUUAUUUGGAGAACAUCUUUAUUUACGAAAUAUCUAACCCCUGCACAUCUGUAUGAAAAGGCCGCAAUAGCAGCAAACUGUUGAUGCUCGUAUUAGAAGCAUUUAUAUCGGACUGUUCUUGUAUAAGAGGCAGAAUUGCUGUUGUGAACCGUUACACAUGCAAUUGUUUUUUUGGUUUUCUGAUGGGGCUAAUCUGAAGAAGCAGUUCAGCCAUGCUUUACACUGUUUAAAAGCAAAAAGAGCACAAUUGGAAGGCAAAAUAAAUCUAUUUUUUAAAUACAA